Molecule: messenger RNA, 855 nt
Organism: Lathyrus sativus (Indian pea)
Lineage: Eukaryota; Viridiplantae; Streptophyta; Magnoliopsida; Fabales; Fabaceae
Source: the annotation of a GenBank genome assembly
AUGGCUGAAGAAGAGCAUUUUGAUGCAUCUGCAUCAGCAUCCGAGCCGGUUGGAUAUCCAGGAGGACCGUAUGAUACAUCUCUGUUAGUUAAGUACGAACAACAUGUUGCAUACCGUAUAUGGUUCGGUGAGAGAGGGUCGAAGAAAGAGUUAAAGGUGGCGGGACAUGGGUUGAAGUUGACUCAAAGGGUUCCACUACAGCUACCCAGAGAGAUGGAUAGCUGGAUAUCUAGGUCUGGUCUAGCUUCACUCCAGAGAACCAGUUUAACAAAGAUAGACACAAACCUAGUUUCCGCUUUUGCAGAGAGGUGGCAUCUAGAGACAUCUUCAUUUCACAUGCUGUUUGGUGAGAUGACGAUUACUCUAGAUGACGUUUCUUGCCUGCUUCACUUGCUCAUCAGGGGAGUCUUCUGGAGCCCUCAAGAUAUCAGUGAAGCACUUGCUGUUGAGUGGGUUGUUGAUUAUUUAGGAGUGUCACAGAGAAUAACACAGCAACAAGUCCGUGAGUGCAGGGGUUCCUACUAUAAGCUGGAGUGGUUAUAUGAUCGGUUCGUAGAGCACAGAGCUGCAUCUCGAUGGGAUUAUGCCACUAGAGCUUAUUUGCUAAUGUUAGUGGGUUCCACUAUUUUUGCGGACAAGACGUUUACACUUGUCGAGGCACGAUACCUCUCACUGUUUAUAGACUUGGAUGGCUUAUCAGGAUACAGUUGGGCAACAGCUGCGUUGGUUACUCUUUACAGAUAUCUCGGGGAUGCUUCCAUGUUCAGCUGUAAGCAGCUUGGUGGUUAUCCGACUCUCCUACAGUGCUGGAUUCAUGAGUAUUUUCCAACACUUGAGAAAAGAGGAGAGAACUGA